AUGCAUCGGUGUGGUGUUGAGCCGUCCUCGCCAAUUGCCACCAGCAACUUUGAUUCAAAGAUCAAAAUAAACUCCUCGAUCCAUCAUCAAAACUCAAUCUCAAUCUGGACAAAAAAGAAGCCAUUUGCCAAGGCUUCUGACACACCCGACACCUCGGACGGGACCACCGAGUCAUCAACGGAUUCUUCUGGUUGGCGACAUGGAGACACACAGACUCUCGCUGUCAGAAUCCGUCAUUCUAGAACGCCACAAAAGUGUCCCCGCUGUCAUGCAUUUCCCCAUCCGUUCACUGAAAACUCGACGAACGUGUUGCUUGGUUUUCGCCUACACGGCUAG
Pochonia chlamydosporia 170 is the source of this 336-nucleotide messenger RNA. RefSeq lists its product as hypothetical. The transcript has a single exon. The record is from RefSeq and is a predicted model, not a curated record. Lineage: Eukaryota; Fungi; Ascomycota; Sordariomycetes; Hypocreales; Clavicipitaceae. The coding region runs from base 1 to 336 and encodes 111 amino acids.